AUGUUCUCAGAAAGGAUGGAAUCUUGUCUAGGAAACUCAACUUUGGUUUUAAUGGCAACUUCUGAAUCAUUUUCUUCCUCAGAAUCUGACGAUGACAGUCUCUUCGUGUAUGAUUGCAUCAAUGCAGAGAAGAAGACCUUAGGGAAUAAAGGGCAGGAUGGAAAAGCGACAGAUAAAGGAAGUGAUGACAUCCUAGCUUUUGCCUUCUCCCCAUCAGGAGAUUAUUUUGCCCUGACAGAUGACAGCAAACGUCUGAUUCUGUUCCGUACGAAGCCUUCCUGGGAAUGUGUUAGUGUCAGGUUUCUGAACAGGAGGUGCACUUCCCUGACUAUUACAGCUGCAGAGGAUAAGAUUCUGAUUGCAGACAAGUCUGGUGAUGUCUAUUCUUACUCAAUAACAGAACCCCAAGCAGAGGGAAAACUUCAGCUGGGUCACUUGUCUGUGCUACUGGAUGUGGCACUGAGUCCCGAUGACCGGUAUAUCCUUACUGCAGACAGAGAUGAGAAGAUCAGAGUCAGCUUAACAAAGGCUCCUUAUAACAUUGUAUCCUUCUGUCUAGGACACAAAGAGUUUGUGAGCAGAAUACUUGUAAUACCAGACCAUCCUGAUCUGCUGUUGUCAGCUUCUGGGGACUCAACUCUGAGACUCUGGGAAUACAGAAGUGGGGAAGAAGUAUGCUGCUGUAAUCUAAGCAGCAUCUGUGGGCCUGAGAUGACCAAAACUGACCAGAAAUACCCUGUGUCAAGAAUAACGUACUGCCCUCAAGGUGGUUACAUUGCCGUUCUGUGUGACUGUAUUCCCACAGUCUACAUCUUUCAGCUUGAUGCCAGUGCCCAGCAGCUAUUUUACAGGCAGCAAAUCUCUUUGAAACAUAAAGCAUGGGACAUUGCAUUUGAGGAAACAGGAGAUCUAUGGAUUUUGCAGGAAGAGAGUGAAGCUCCUCUUCAAUUGUACAGACCAUGUGAUGGACAGUGGAAGCCUAUAACUGAUGACAAGGGAUUACUGAAGAUGUCAAAAUAUCUUCAAGACAACUGGACAGUGUUUAAAGGUUUUGUUGGCAAAGAGAGCUACUACAACAGUCUCUACAAGGCUUCAUUUGAUAACAUGGCUGCCUACCUACAGAGGAAAGAGGAAAGAUUACAGCAACAGAAAAAGAAAAAGCAGGAUCUGCAGCAGGGUUCAAAUGGACAAACAAAAAAGAUGAAGACUGAAGAACCAUCCAUAUGA
Molecule: messenger RNA, 1227 nt
Organism: Chaetura pelagica (chimney swift)
Lineage: Eukaryota; Metazoa; Chordata; Aves; Apodiformes; Apodidae
Gene: WDR4
Product: WD repeat domain 4
Exons: 11
Coding region: 1-1227 (408 amino acids)
Biological process (GO): RNA (guanine-N7)-methylation
Cellular component (GO): cytosol; nucleus; tRNA methyltransferase complex
Molecular function (GO): protein binding; tRNA (guanine(46)-N7)-methyltransferase activity
Source: RefSeq, a predicted model, not a curated record